AUGUCGUCCUUUCGCAGAACGCCAACAAAGCUCCCCAAAGACCCUAAGCGUAGUUUCAGGAUACGCUCACGCAACAUGCUGAAGAAGUCCAUGGAACUCACGGACAUCAACGCACGCAUUGCCAUCUACAUGGAAAGAGGAAACGAUAAAGUGGUGUUUCGCACCCACCCCGAUCUCAUUCCGGAGUGGAGCGCAGCGGACGCGAAUCAAAUGACCCCUGCGGACGUCCCCAUCGAGCUGGACUACGACGAGUUCCGCUACUCGUCCAGCCCGCGGUCGUCCCCGGUGCCCGACGGCACCCCGACAAUCAGCUCUGCAGUUCUUGAUCCAACUGUCGCGCCCCAGGGCAUCCCAGAAUUUGUGCCACCGGCGCUUGAAACCUUCUUCAUUGACGGUUUGCAACAGUUGCAACUCGCGACCAUCGGUGAGAUGGAUCCUUACCCUUUCAGCGUCGCGAUGAGUCCCAGCGUGGCCCUGGAACCGAUUGCACAGCUGGGCGAGAAGCGAAAACGUCCAGUGUCCGCACCAGCCACCAAAUCAGCAGCCCCCAAGCAACGGCGGAGAGCCAAGACAACAUCCUGGUUUGACUAG
This is a messenger RNA of Cordyceps fumosorosea ARSEF 2679, 591 nucleotides long. RefSeq lists its product as hypothetical. Lineage: Eukaryota; Fungi; Ascomycota; Sordariomycetes; Hypocreales; Cordycipitaceae. The record is from RefSeq and is a predicted model, not a curated record. Bases 1 to 591 code for a protein of 196 amino acids. The transcript has a single exon.